AUGUCAACGUCGACUCUAUCCAUCGUGGCAGCGUCGCCUCUCGGAUCUCCUGUGCCGUCCUUCCUCCCACAUGCUGUCUCUGUCUCGCUUCCGACGUGGCAGGACAAUGUCGAUUACGAAGAAGGAGCCCCACGGGUUGUCGAUGUGAUGAAGACAGGCUACCCUCGCUUUUUCAUCCAUCGUUCCAUCCAGAAGCUCUCGGCAAUGUGUGAAGCAAAGUUUGGCCUGGACGAACGAGCAAUGCUCUUCCCAUGCGAUAAAUACGCUAACUCAUGCCGUGACUUCAUCAUACGAAAUGAACCCAAAGCCACUGUUCGUAUCGUUCAGUUUUACAUCUCUCCCCCUGAAGCCAGGGUCACAUCUACAAGAGCCGGCGUAUCGUCUCCCGUGGUCACUGGACAACGUACCACGUCCAAUGGAGUCAAGUCCGGUCCAUCACCCACUAGCAAUGCAGGGGCAACUGAACGACCAGUGCUAUGUGGAGACCUCCACAUCGUGCUCUUCAAACAGGAGCAAUGGGGACUAGCCAAAGCAUUUUGGCAACACACUGGAACUGGAAUAUCCAGUCGCCUUGCGGAGCACUGUCUUCAGUUGCUCGAACAACAGACCAUGUCCAAAGAUGAGUUACUCGCGUCGGCCAAAGAAGCCUCGCUCCGCGGCAGGAACAGGCAUUACUCUGCAAAGAGUCGCUCGUCUUUAUCGAGUCCUGUCCUUAGUGAUGCUGACCGCAAGAGAGAGGCGGUGCGUGAGGAGGAGACCAGCUAUCUCGAGGAGAGAUACGGGCGGAAUCUCCCCGCGUUGGCGGUAAAGGAAGCCAAAAGAACAUUGAGGGAGCGCAUCGCCGGAGUAAUUUCAGAGUGCAGGAACGGGCAGACAUGCCAACCAGGCAUGGUCGGACCUAGCACGCGUCGAGUCGCAAAUCUCUCAGCGGACGAUGUCUUCUUGUUCCCUGGUGGAAUGUGUGCGAUAUGGCACACACACCAGCUCCUCCUCAAAGCCUUGGGCGAUCGAAAGAGUAUCUGCUGGGGGUUCCCUUAUGUGGAUACCCUCAAGAUCCUCCAGAAAUGGGGCCCCGGAUGUUUCUUUUUCGGUCAUGGUGAUGAGUUCGAGGAACUUGAGGUACUCCUCAAGACUCAGCAGGAAGCUGGAUCCCCGAUUCUCGCGCUGUUCUGCGAAUGUACCUCGAAUCCUCUCCUGCGCACACCCGACCUCGCUCGCCUCCGAUUGCUGGCGGAUGAGUACAAGUUUGCGUUGGUGGUUGACGAGACUGUCGGAAACUUUGCGAAUGUAGAGGUCUUGCCAUAUGCAGACGUGGUAUGCAGUUCGCUCACCAAGGUAUUCAGUGGAGAGACAAAUGUGAUGGGCGGAGGGCUCAUACUCAAUCCGCAAGGACAGUUCUACCGAAGGCUCCGCCCGGUUCUCGAGUCGUUUUACGAGGACACAUACUGGGGCGAGGACGCGCUCUUCCUGGAGCGCAACUCUCGCAACUUUAAGUCACGCGUAUACAAGAUCAAUCAAAACGCCGAAGACGUCUGUGAUUUGCUCUACGCUCAUUCCCUCGACGGUGCGGCCUCGUCUGAAGGCAAAUCGCUUACAGUCACCAAAAUACCCGUCAUUAAGAAACUCUACUAUCCAAAAUGGAUUACUACCGAUCUUUACAAUAGUCUCAAGACACCCCAAGGCGGAUUCGGAGGACUUUUUUCAGUCACAUUUACAUCUGAGGCUGCGGCACGCGCCUUUUUCGAUGCACUGGGUUGUGAAAAGGGGCCCAGUCUUGGCACAAACUUCACCCUGGCCUGUCCAUUCGUCAUUCUGGCUCACUAUACCGAGCUGGAUUGGGCGAGAGGUUACGGUGUGGAUCCUUAUUUGGUCCGAGUUAGCGUUGGGCUGGAGAAGACGGAAGUGUUAAUUGGGUGGAUUGAGAAUGCGCUCCGUGCCGCGGAGAGCGCCAUUGUGGAGCAGGGAAAGUCGGCAAAUCUGGCUUGA
This is a messenger RNA of Serendipita indica DSM 11827, 1986 nucleotides long. The record is from the annotation of a GenBank genome assembly. NCBI's taxonomy places the organism in Eukaryota, Fungi, Basidiomycota, Agaricomycetes, Sebacinales, Serendipitaceae.